Molecule: messenger RNA, 1599 nt
Organism: Acomys russatus (golden spiny mouse)
Lineage: Eukaryota; Metazoa; Chordata; Mammalia; Rodentia; Muridae
Product: butyrophilin-like protein 1
Exons: 9
Coding region: 55-1599 (514 amino acids)
Biological process (GO): T cell receptor signaling pathway; regulation of cytokine production
Cellular component (GO): external side of plasma membrane
Molecular function (GO): signaling receptor binding
Source: RefSeq, a predicted model, not a curated record
UUCACCUGUUGCCUUCCCACAGAGAACACGGCCUCAGCCCUCCACGCUCUGGAGAUGCAGGGCUCCCUUGCCUCCCCUCCGGCUGGCUGGCUCCUCCCUCUGCUCCUCCUGGUGUCCACAGGAGUCUCAGGAGAAAUGUCUCAGUUUUCUGUGAUGGGACCAACCGGGCCCAUUGUGGCCCUGCUGGGGACCGAUGCCACCCUGCCCUGCCAGCUGUCUCCUCAGCAGAGUGCCGCUCAGAUGCACGUGCGAUGGUACCGUGACCAGCUCACCCACACGGUGCUAACGUUCCACAGCGGACAGGAGCAAGGAGAGGUGCAGAUGCCGGAGUACCAGGGCAGGACCCAGGUGCUGGAAAACGCCAUCGACACGGGAAGUGUGGCUCUGCAGAUACAGCAGGUCCAGGCCUCUGACAACGGCUGGUAUCACUGCCGGCUUAUAUACGGUCUCGCCUCCCAAGAGGUCUCCAUGGAGCUGCGAGUCAUAGGGUUAGGCUCUGCUCCUCUUGUGCACAUGACAGGGCCGGAGAACAACGGGGUCCGAGUGCUGUGUUCCUCAGGUGGCUGGUUCCCAAAACCCAAGGUGCAGUGGAGAGACACCGUGGGGAACACGCUGCCGUCCUCCUCUGAGUCACUGACCCGAGACACAGACGGGCUCUUCUACACGGAGGUGUCUGUCUUGGUCACAGAUAGAGCUGCAGGCAGUGUGACCUGCUCCAUCCAAAACCCCCUCUAUGGCCAGGAGAAAAUGAAGACCAUCCUCCUCCCAGAGCCCUUCUUCCCCAGCACGUGUCCCUGGAAAGUAGCCCUGGCCUGUUCUCUCCCUGUGCUGUUGCUCCUGCUCGGCGGGACCAGCAUCGCUACCUGGAAAGAACAUCGAAUGAAAAGGAGAGAAAUGGAGAAAAAGUCAGAAGAAUCUCGUGAAAUACUUCAGAUAAAGGAGGAAAUGGAAACCGCGCUGAAGCGCAGAGAUGACCUGAAGGCCGAUCUGGAUCGGAGGAAGGCACUGUACAAAGAAGACUGGAAGAAAGCCUGGCUCUACCCUGACUGGAGGAAGGAACAGUUCCAGCCGGCUCCUGUAAAGAUAAACCUUGAAGUGCCUGACCAGGACAAAUCUGACCCAAAGACAGAAGAGAACAGAAGGGAGGAGCCAGCUGAACCAUCCAUCAGCAACCCACAAGUUGACGACAAUAUCAUCACACUUUACCAGGAAGGCUUCAUGCUGGGGAGAUACUACUGGGAGGUGGACGUCGGGGACACAGAGGAGUGGACACUCGGCGUUUAUGAACUGUAUGAACAGGAUGCGUCGCCCAGAGAGCUGAUGAGGAAAUUCAGGGUCUUAGAGAAGAAAGGGAAGGAGUUCAGGGCCCUCACCUUCUGUUCCCGGGGCGUCUCUCUGGAGGGACAGCCGUGGCUGUCUCUGGAGACGAGUCCAGAGAAGGUUGCAGUGUUCUUGGAUCAGGAGGACAACGACCUUUCUUUCUACAACAUGAGUGACGAGACCCACAUCUUUUCCUUCACCCAAGCCAAGUUCUUGGGAUCACUCUAUCCUUACUUCAAGCGUAGCUGUGUGGAGCUCUCCCCAUCAGCACAGCCCUGA